Molecule: messenger RNA, 2816 nt
Organism: Gambusia affinis (western mosquitofish)
Lineage: Eukaryota; Metazoa; Chordata; Actinopteri; Cyprinodontiformes; Poeciliidae
Gene: cds2
Product: CDP-diacylglycerol synthase (phosphatidate cytidylyltransferase) 2
Exons: 13
Coding region: 154-1512 (452 amino acids)
Cellular component (GO): endoplasmic reticulum membrane
Molecular function (GO): phosphatidate cytidylyltransferase activity
Source: RefSeq, a predicted model, not a curated record
CUCCUUGUCAUUGAUUUGCGCUUUGAGAGUGGGGGGGAAAAAGUGUUGCCGUACAACAUUUAGCUUAGAUAUUAACAGAAGUUUAUCCAACAAAUAGUCUGUUGUCGGAACCUCGGGACGUUGGCCGUCAACAUCAGGCUUCCACCCGCUAAGAUGACAGAGCUGCGGCAUCGAGGAGCCAAAGACGGCGAGCCUCCGUUAGAGCAGCAGCCAUCAGAGGACAAGGGCUCAGACAGCGAGCUGAAAGCAGACAAAGACGGCGUCUCCGACAACGAGUCCAAGGUGGACUCGGGAGUCCCCGAGGUGCCGGUCCCUCCUGAUGACACCCCCGAGGUUCUCAACAAGGCCCUGUCUGGACUCUCCUCAAGAUGGAAGAACUGGUGGGUACGAGGCAUCCUCACACUGGCCAUGAUCUCCUUCUUCUUCUUCAUCAUCUACCUGGGCCCCAUGGUGCUCAUGAUGAUUGUCCUCUGCGUUCAGAUCAAGUGUUUCCAUGAAAUCAUCACGAUCGGGUACAACGUGUACCACUCCUACGACCUGCCCUGGUUCCGGACGCUGAGCUGGUACUUCCUGCUGUGCGUGAACUACUUCUUCUACGGCGAGACCGUGACCGAUUACUUCUUCACGCUGGUGCAGAGAGAGGAGCCUCUUCGCAUCCUCAGCAAAUACCACCGCUUCAUCUCCUUCGCGCUCUACCUCACAGGUUUCUGCAUGUUCGUGCUGAGCUUGGUGAAGAAACAUUACCGCCUUCAGUUCUACAUGUUUGGCUGGACCCAUGUGACUCUGCUGAUCGUAGUGACCCAGUCCCACCUCAUCAUCCACAACCUGUUCGAGGGGAUGAUCUGGUUCAUCGUUCCCAUUUCCUGUGUGAUCUGCAACGACAUCAUGGCCUACAUGUUUGGUUUCUUCUUCGGCCGAACGCCGCUCAUUAAGCUGUCGCCUAAGAAGACAUGGGAGGGAUUUAUUGGUGGAUUAUUCGCCACUAUUGUGUUUGGUAUCUUGCUCUCCUACGUCAUGGCUGGAUACCGCUACUUUGUUUGUCCUGUGGAGUUCAACAACGACUCCAACAGUUUCCAGGUGGACUGUGAGCCGUCAGAGCUGUUUCAGCUGCAGGAGUACACCCUGCCAGGAGUCCUGGAGUCUGUCACCGGAUGGACCACCGUGCGUCUGUAUCCGUUCCAGAUCCACAGCAUCGCUCUCUCCUCCUUCGCCUCCAUUGUGGGGCCCUUCGGUGGCUUCUUUGCCAGCGGCUUCAAGAGAGCAUUUAAGAUCAAGGAUUUUGCCAACACCAUACCGGGUCACGGAGGCAUCAUGGACAGAUUUGACUGCCAGUACAUAAUGGCCACAUUUGUCAAUGUCUACAUUGCCAGCUUCAUCAGGGGCCCCAACCCCAGUAAGGUGGUCCAACAGCUCCUGGCCCUGCGGUCCGACCAGCAGCUCUACAUCUUCAACUCCCUGAAGGCUCACCUGACAGAGAAGGGUCUGCUGCGACCCGCCGAGGCGGCCGCUUAGCCCGGCGGCGCCCUCAGAGAACCCGUGUUUAUUUGUGAGCGAGGACACAUCAAUGAAAACCAAGAAAAAGAAAAAACAUUCAGCUUUGGGCCAUUCCAUUUUAUUUUGGGUUAGAGCGUUGUGCUUCUGUGCUUGACUGCUCUGUGGAUCACCAGUGUUUUCAGUCCAGCCCCUCAUUACCAGUGUAGCCGCUAUAUUUAGUUUUUUUUUUUUAAAUCAACACUGUUAAACUAAAUGUUGGUCAGACGUACAUUUCUGCUUGUUUACGUAAUAUUCUUCGAUAUUAUCGGCUCACAUGUGUUAAUAUUUUAUCGUACGAUGUCUUUAUUAAAAAAAAAAAAUCUAAAGCAGUGCUCUAAACCCCGUUAACACACUGUAAUGUUACUGCAGCGUCACCCUCCCACUUAUGUCUAGCUACAUUUUCUUUUGAUUGUGAUUGCUACUAUUUAUACAGAGACAAUUUUUAUAUUUCAGAUGUUCUAUUGUGUCUUAAUGUCUGUUUUAUUCAGGCAGUUGUGUGCAUUUUUGUGUCUUUUUGUUAUGUCGUUUUGUUUCAGUUGAGCCAUUUCCAAGCUUUUCACGCUUGGCCAAAUCAUUAGCAUCACAUCAUCAUGUAGACGUCUGAAUUCCAACCGAACUUUUCAGUCGCGUAAAAAACCGUGCUUUCUAACAAAUCUCUCUGUAGGCUAGCGACCUCACUCUCACCUGUUUGCUACCUUUCAGUAGUUUUUUUAACUCCCCUGCGCUCUUAGCGCGACGCUCAGGAGGAGCGCGGCAGAUGUCACGGUCGGACAACGGGGAAGACGGUCAUUUCCUGAAACAACACACACACACAUACAAGCAAACCUCAUGAAAGCGCACAUGGGGCACCGUACCGGAACACUCGCUGGGUAAAAAGCUUGUGGGGUCCAAAUAACACAUUCUCUUCACACCGUGGAAGGGUUAAAGUCUUUUUUUUUUUUUUUUUUUUAGUCCAGCCGACUUGCUGUUUGAAGGUUGUUUUUUAUUUCACCUGUUGGGUGCUAAAACGGUCGGGGUAGUAAAAUUUUGGGGGGCACAAUGAUUCCUGCAGGAUCAGGAUUUCUGAUCCUGUGUGUCGUUUGGCAGCGUCACAGCAGAGACGCUCUGCUCACAAAGUUCAUACACUGAACAUCAGUAAGGAUGUUAGCAUGUUGGGCUAAGGCACAUCCGCUAACGUUGCACCUUGCCAAUACUGUAUGUGUUCAUUCCUCUAGGUUUAUUAGUCAUUUUAUGUGUUAUUUAUGCCAAGUGUGAUUUGAUAGUAAAGCAUAAGCUUAAGCCUC